CGGAAGUGGAUGCUGCUCAACACGUUUCAAUUGUAAUGGAUGGCCAGCUGACGUAAACUUGUAUCUGAUAUCAAUAAUGUUCCGAUUCUGCAUAACUGCAAAACCAUAACGUUGAAUUGGAUAUAUAUAUAUGUUACAGUAUUUCUAAAAGAACAAAAAUACAGUCAUGGAAGAUGUAACGAUAGAGACAGCCGAGGAGAUCUUAGCCAAGCAACAUCGCAAGGAGAAGAAGGACCUGCAAGCUCAAAUCCAGAGCAUGAAAAAUGCUGUCCCCAAAAAUGACAAGAAGAGGCGUAAACAGCUGACUGAGGACAUUGUGAAGCUGGAGGCUGAGCUGAAUAAGAAACACAACGAGGAGCUCCAACAACUGGACUCAUCAGUAGAGAAGACGGUGGACGAGGUUGUGAAUGGAGUAGAGUCCCUGGCUUUGGAAGGAGAGGAGGAGCAGAAAGAUGCCAAACGAGGGGGAGGUCUGUCCAAGGCACAGAAGAGACGGGACAAGAAGGCAGCCGCGGAGAAGGAGAGAGAGCGUCGUAUAGCGGAGGCUGAGGUGGAGAACCUGUCUGGGCUGCGACAUCAGGAGGGACUGAAGCUGUCCCAGAAACUGGUGGAGCGCCAGCUGCAGAUCAGGGAGAUUUCCUCAGAUGGUCACUGUAUGUACCGUGCUGUGGAGGACCAGUUGGGGCAGCAUGGCUUAGGUCUGACCCUGAAGGACCUCCGGACCCAAACCGCUCAGCACAUGAGGAACCACACAGAUGACUUCCUUCCCUUCCUCACCAACGCCAACACAGGGGACAUGUACACGCCUGAUGAGUUUGACAAGUAUUGCAGUGAUGUGGCAGACACGGCCGCCUGGGGUGGACAACUGGAGCUGAGAGCUCUGACACAGGUCCUUCAACGGCCAAUAGAAGUGCUCCAAGCUGAUUCACCAGCUAUAAUGAUUGGAGAGGAGUUUGACAAGUCACCCAUCACCCUUAUUUACAUGCGUCAUGCGUACGGACUGGGAGAACACUACAACUCAGUGGAAUGUAUGAAAGACCCUGCUCCUCAAGAGGAGACCUGAGACUCUCAUUCAGUUCCAUUAUAAAGAAUGUCAACUAUACCAACUGUACCAAAUGAAUAUAUAAACACAACAUGUAAAGUGUUGGUCCCAUGUUUCACGAGCUGAAAUAAAAGGUCCCAGAAAUGUUCCAUACGCACAAAAAGCUGAUUUCUCUCAAAUUUUGUGCACAAAUUUGUUUACAUCCUUGUUUGUGAGCAUUUCUCCUUCCACCUGACACGUGUGGCAUAUCGAAAAAAGCUGCUUAUACAGCAUGGCCAGUACACAGGUGCACCUUGUGCUGGGGACAAUAAAAGGCCACUCUAAAAUAUGCAGUUUUGUCACACAACACAAUGCCGCAGAUGUCUCAAGUUUUGAGGGAGUGUGCAGUUGGCAUGGUAACUGCAGGCAUGUCCACGGUAGCCGUUGCCAGAGAAGUGAAUGUUAACUUCUCUACCAUAAGCCUCCAUUUUAGAGAAUUUGGAAGUACGUCCAACCGGCCUCGCAACCUUCAAACCACGUGCAUGGCGUUUUGUGGGCGAGCAGUUUGCUGAUGUCAACGUUGUGAACAGAGUGCCCCAUGGUGGUGGUGGGGUUAUGGGUAGGCAUAAGCUACAGACAACUAACACAACUUCAUUUCAUGGAUAGCAAUUUGAAUGCACAGAGAUACCGGGACGAGAUCCUGAGGCCCAUUUUUUUUUUUUUUUUUAAAGGUAUCUGUGACCAACAGAUGCAUAUCUGUAUUCCCAGUCAUGUGAAGUCCAUAGAUUAGGGCCUCACGUAUUCAUUUCAAUUGACCGAUUUCCUCAUAUGACCUGCAACGCCGUAAAAAUCAAGGACAUUGUUGCAUGUUGCGUUUUAUAUUUUUGUUCGGUUUAUAUGGUGUUAUCAGAUUUACAGGUUUACUGUCUAAAUGAAGUGUUUGGCAUCCAUGGAAUUUGAUGGGAGACGAGUGAGAGAGGCAAUAAUUCCACCUAACUCUGUGGCGAUUGAGAGAGUAGUUUGCCAUCACAGUGAGCUGAGGAAGAAUUGGAAGUAGCUCUUCCUUCAUCAGAUCUUGAACUCCUGAAAUCACCAUGGAAAUGUUAUGUAUUAAAUAUCGCUUUUUGGUGGUGUGAUGUUAUUUCCUGUGUGUUGUGAAUGCUGAUGGACAAUACAAUUAUCAAAAUGGUUUUCAAUUCAAUUCCACUGGAAAGACAUAAGUGUAAUAAAAAAAAUCAACCAGA
This is a messenger RNA of Oncorhynchus masou masou (cherry salmon), 2265 nucleotides long. RefSeq names its product OTU deubiquitinase 6B (gene otud6b). Gene Ontology annotation, biological process: protein deubiquitination. The transcript is spliced from 8 exons. NCBI's taxonomy places the organism in Eukaryota, Metazoa, Chordata, Actinopteri, Salmoniformes, Salmonidae. Gene Ontology annotation, molecular function: cysteine-type deubiquitinase activity. The record is from RefSeq and is a predicted model, not a curated record. The coding region runs from base 167 to 1063 and encodes 298 amino acids.